Molecule: messenger RNA, 748 nt
Organism: Cucurbita moschata (crookneck pumpkin)
Lineage: Eukaryota; Viridiplantae; Streptophyta; Magnoliopsida; Cucurbitales; Cucurbitaceae
Product: dCTP pyrophosphatase 1-like
Exons: 2
Coding region: 17-379 (120 amino acids)
Biological process (GO): nucleoside triphosphate catabolic process
Molecular function (GO): nucleoside triphosphate diphosphatase activity
Source: RefSeq, a predicted model, not a curated record
GCAUAGGAGAGAGAUAAUGGGUGGAAGAGCUGAAGAGGAAGGAAGUGUGAGCUUGGAGCUUCUGAGGUUAAAAAUGGCGGAAUUUGCAGAGGAAAGGAAUUGGGAUCGCUUUCAUAGCCCAAGAAAUCUCCUUCUUGCUCUGGUGAGAGAAGUGGGAGAAUUAUCGGAGAUAUUCCAAUGGAAAGGAGAGGUGGGGAAGGGGCUGCCGGAGUGGGCGGCGGAGGAGAAGGAGCACUUAGGAGAAGAGCUUUCCGACGUGCUUUUGUAUUUGGUGAGGCUCUCUGAUAUGUGUGGCGUUGAUCUUUCCAAAGCUGCCCUAAGGAAGAUCCAGCUCAAUGCUCUCAAAUACCCUGCUAACAGAUCCAACCCCUCUUCUUGAUCGAUCGUUAUUAUUACUAAUUAAGCUCGAGAAUGUUCGGGAUGAAACAAUGAGGAUGGGAAACCAUAUAUAUAUAUAUAUAUAUAACUCAUCUUCACCUCAUCCCGAGUUGUUAUGUUCUUUCAACUUUGUUUCAUUUUAGUCCCUUUAAAAUUUGGUACCUAAUGACCUUGAAUUCUCGGUUACGUUACUUACUCUACAGACCAUCACGAGUAAGUCACCCAAUAUGAAAUUGUUCCGAGUAAAACAUGUUUAACCACAUGUUCUAUGAUUAAGCCACUGAAAAGAAAGGUGCACCUUGUUGUCUUAGUCAUUUUAUCCUCGUCAUUUGGAUGUGGUUUCGACUCAUUUAUGUAUCCCUUCUUUACU